Solanum verrucosum is the source of this 1366-nucleotide messenger RNA. Its product is annotated as probable protein S-acyltransferase 15. The transcript is spliced from 7 exons. The record is from RefSeq and is a predicted model, not a curated record. Lineage: Eukaryota; Viridiplantae; Streptophyta; Magnoliopsida; Solanales; Solanaceae. The coding region runs from base 65 to 895 and encodes 276 amino acids. Gene Ontology annotation, molecular function: palmitoyltransferase activity.
GAAGAAUUUCACCAAAUACAAUUAAAAGCUUCCCUUUUUCUCUUCUCCAUCUCAAAAAUCAUCAAUGGAACUCAAGAAAUUCCUGUCAAUUCACAUUCUAUGUGUGUUAAUUUUUGUGGGUUUUCUUUACUAUUUCACAAUUUUCAUUUUCUUGGAUGAUUUGUUGAGCUUACAAAGCUCAGCUGGCAAAUUUCACUCUUUUUUCUUCACUUUCAUGGCUUCUCUCUGUGUAUUCAGUUUCUUUGUUUGUGUUCUCAAAGACCCAGGUGGGGUUCCUUUUUCAUAUCUUCCUGAUGUUGAAGAUCAUGAAGCUUCAGAUCAAGAAUCCAAAAGAUCUGGUUUGCUUAAGAAGAAAUGUGAUAAGUGUUCGGAAUACAAGCCGCCCAGGACUCAUCAUUGCCGUAUCUGCCGAAGGUGUAUUUUGAGGAUGGAUCAUCAUUGUGGCUGGAUAAACAAUUGUGUUGGUCAUAGGAACUACAAGGCGUUUGUGGCUUUAAUCUUCUAUGCAACUAUUGCUAUAAUCUAUUCCUCGGUUAUAUUGGUGAGCGAUGCAAUUCAUAAGGAUUGGAAUUUCGAUGGAGUGAUGCAUCUCAAGCUAUUUUACAUUGCAACUGGUGUUGUGCUUAUUGGCUUAAGCUUGACACUUGGAACUCUCCUGGGCUGGCAUAUCUACCUUACAAUGCGUAAUAUGACAACUAUAGAGUACUACGAGGCAAAACGAUCAGCAUGGCUGGCAAGUAAAUCUGGGACGAAUUAUCAUCACCCUUAUGAUGUUGGUGCUUAUAAAAAUAUCAGUCUGGUAUUAGGUCCGAAUAUGUUAAAAUGGUUAUGCCCCACCGCGGUGUCCCAUAUAAAAGACGGACUGAGCUUCCCUACUUCACGUGAAUAUUCAUAACGCGAUCUCCAUCAGUAGUAAGUGUAAAUCUUAGUCCAAGAUUGUUGCUUCAAAUCGAAGGCAACUAACAACAACUAUACAGAUAUCAUUUCUAUUACUUCAAGACAAUAUGCAGUUGCCUUCGACACACAGUAAUCAGGUCGGAGAUAUUCCAAUAGCAUAUCCGUCAACUGCUACAUCAUUCGGAACUCUUAGUAUAUGUUUGUUUGUUAAAGAGAAUGCGCAAGAAGCGAGAUUGUUGUACAGGAAGUAUGAUCAUCUGUAUUCUUUUGGUGAAACUACCCUCUGUAAUAUGUUGAAAGAAUUGAAGAGUAAGGAAAGGAAUUGAUGUUGCAGCAGCAGAAAUGUUUGUUAGAGACUUAUAUGUCAAUAGAAAAUAUAGAGAACUUCAACGUGAGACGGGUUUAAAUGGAGAUAUAUGGAUAAUUAUGAUUCAUAUAGUCGAGUUCAACUUACUCAGAAUAUUUGACA